CAGACAAAUUCAACUCAAGAUCAUCCCCACCUAGAGUCACCAUGAAGAAGGUCAUCCUGGCAGUUGUCGCAGCAUUGUGUGUGAUCGCAUUGGUCGUAGGACUUGUUCUGGGGUUACGUUGCCGACAGAUUACCCUCGACAUGUCCAAGGAUUCUGUGGAUGACCAGUACAUUUCCUGCUACCCUAAGAGACUGACAGAGCUGAAGAACUCAGGAAACAUUCCCCUGCCAAAAAUAUAUUUUUCAACCUGGAAAACUGCCAAACAGCACUGGGACAACCUUGGCCAAACUGCUGGCAGCUUCGAUCCAAUUUAUGGUACGGCGAUUGUGGCCUACACAGUCGGAGAUAGCUUGUACCGUGAUUUCAAUACCGCUGUAAGAGAAGCUGGGAAAUCCGAAAACUCUUACAAACAAUAUGCCUUCAAGGACUUCCACCUCCUCCUAACCAAAGCUCUUCAGGCCAAGAGAACAUCUAGGUGCUAUGAGGUCUUCCGUGGGAUAAAAGGGAUCUGUUUCAACACUUCUAACAUGGCAAAAGUCCGCUUUGGACAGUUUGCUUCCUCAUCGUUGGAUGAAAAUGUGGCCAAAGGAUUUGGUGAGGACACCUUUUUCUCUAUCAAAACCUGUUAUGGAGUUCCCAUUCAUGACUUCUCUUACUACAAAGAGCAAAAGGAAGUUCUCAUCCCCCCGUAUGAGAAGUUCAUUGUGACCAACUACACGAAGACCCAAAAGGGGAUCUUCAUCAAGCUGGUGUCCCUGGAAGUUUUCAGCCGCUUCAACUGUGAAGAACUGAAUGAUCUGUAGGCCUUUUAAGUCCUAUGUGGAUGCCUUUCCUUCUGUGGGGUCUCCUUCUGACCUGGAUAGGAAACCUGUGACAACCUGGCCAUCUAGGGAGAGAGCAUCCCUAGGAAGGAUACCAAGUGCAAAAUACCUCUGCAAAGUGUUCCCCCCCCCCCGCCCCAGGCAAAUAUACAGAACUGCUUAUCCAUAAGAAGCUUGCCCUGCGUCUUGAUUUUUGCUUGCUACUUGGAAGACAGAACGGA
Molecule: messenger RNA, 1042 nt
Organism: Ahaetulla prasina
Lineage: Eukaryota; Metazoa; Chordata; Lepidosauria; Squamata; Colubridae
Product: NAD(P)(+)--arginine ADP-ribosyltransferase 2-like
Exons: 4
Coding region: 42-803 (253 amino acids)
Molecular function (GO): NAD+ poly-ADP-ribosyltransferase activity; NAD+-protein-arginine ADP-ribosyltransferase activity
Source: RefSeq, a predicted model, not a curated record